Molecule: messenger RNA, 2189 nt
Organism: Prionailurus viverrinus (fishing cat)
Lineage: Eukaryota; Metazoa; Chordata; Mammalia; Carnivora; Felidae
Gene: CTH
Product: cystathionine gamma-lyase
Exons: 12
Coding region: 174-1391 (405 amino acids)
Biological process (GO): transsulfuration
Cellular component (GO): cytoplasm
Molecular function (GO): cystathionine gamma-lyase activity; pyridoxal phosphate binding
Source: RefSeq, a predicted model, not a curated record
UAAAGUGUCAGGCACUGAAUCGGGGAGCCCGGUUUUUGUGCACUCGCGGUGGUUCACCCGCCGUUUCUUUGGCUCUCGUUCUUCUAGUCUUGUGUCUUUUUCAGGCCCGUCGUACCAGUUGUCUAGUUUUAUCUUCCUCGCCUUCUUUCUCUUUCCCUCCCGCGCAGCUCAGGAUGCAGGAAAAAGACGCCUCCCCGUACGGUUUCCAGCCUCGCUUCCAACAUUUCGCCACGCAGGCCAUCCAUGUGGGCCAGGAACCCGAGCAAUGGACCUCCCAUGCUGUGGUGCCCCCCAUUUCACUGUCCACCACGUUCAAGCAAGAGGCUCCCGGCCAUCACUCGGGUUUUGAAUAUAGUCGUUCUGGAAACCCCACCAGGAAUUGCUUGGAAAAAGCAGUGGCAGCACUAGAUGGGGCCAAGUACAGUUUGGCCUUUGCUUCAGGUUUAGCAGCCACUGUGACUAUUACCCAUCUCUUAAAAGCAGGAGACCAAAUUAUUUGUAUGGAUGAUGUAUAUGGAGGUACAAACAGGUACUUCAGGCAGGUGGCAGCUGAAUUUGGAUUAAAGAUUUCUUUUGUUGAUUGUUCCAAAACCAAGUUGCUAGAGGCAGCCAUUACACCCGAAACCAAGCUUGUUUGGAUUGAAACCCCCACAAACCCUAACUUGAAGAUGAUUGACAUUGAAGCCUGUGCACAUACCGUCCAUAAACAUGGCGACAUAAUUUUGGUCGUGGAUAACACUUUCAUGUCGGCGUAUUUCCAGCGGCCUUUGGCUCUGGGAGCUGAUAUUUGUAUGUAUUCAGCAACAAAAUACAUGAAUGGCCACAGUGAUGUUGUAAUGGGCUUAGUGUCUCUUAAUUCUGAGAGCCUCCACGAUAGGCUCCGCUUCUUACAAAAUUCUCUUGGAGCAGUUCCAUCUCCUGUUGACUGUUACCUCUGCAAUCGAGGUCUGAAGACUCUACAGGUCCGAAUGGAGAAGCAUUUCGAAAAUGGGAUGGCAGUUGCUCGGUUUCUGGAAUCUAAUCCUAGGGUAGAAAAGGUUAUUUAUCCUGGACUGCCCUCUCAUCCCCAGCAUGAGCUGGCAAAGCGUCAGUGCACAGGCUGUCCAGGGAUGAUCACCUUUUAUAUUAAGGGCACUCUUCAACAUGCUGAGACUUUUCUCAAGAACCUAAAGUUAUUUACUCUGGCUGAGAGCUUGGGAGGAUACGAAAGUCUUGCUGAGCUUCCGGCAAUCAUGACCCAUGCAUCAGUGCCUAAGAGCGACAGAGAUGCCCUUGGAAUUAGUGACACACUGAUUCGCCUCUCUGUGGGCUUAGAGGAUAAAAAAGACAUACUUGAAGAUCUAGAUCAAGCUUUGAAGGCAGCACACCCUCCAAAUGCAGGUCAUAACUAGCAUUCCAGGACUGCUAGUAGAAGUUGCUUCCUGAGAAGGUCAACUCUGCGUAAUCAAAUGGACAAUUAAAGAGCCUUUGCAGGAUUUUCAAGUGAAAAUUUUAAGGCACCUCAUUACCUUUCACAGCUGUAACCUUACAGGGAUCAUCCUUGUUAAAAACAGUUUCCUCUUUCUCUUGUUGUAAUUGACAGGUCAAUUCUGUUAUUCUCUUUUUGAUAAUUUUGGUAUGCAUUUCCCUCUGAAGGAGGUGAGAUUUGUGCUGCUUUUUGGGAUUGUGAUCUUUUUUUCAUAGCUUAAGGUUUAUAUUGAUCAUGUUUACAAUAUAGUGAUAAUUCAUUUUUGAUGUUUUUCUGAAGAAUUUAAAUUAUUAAAUGAAUGUUCUUAAAUCAAGUGUGAUAUUUGCAUAUUGUUGAAAACAGCACUUAAAGCAAUGGUUUACACUUAAUUACCAUAAGCCAAAAAUCAAAUACUUGAGAAGCCUACUGUGAAAUUCUGCUGAUUUAACGUUGUCCUUACUAUUUAAAAAAAUAAAUAAAUCUAAUUAUCAAAUGCAUCCUAUUGUGAUAUUCCUAUAUUAUGUGGCAUUAACUUGGAUUCCUGGGCCCUUUUAAUCCUCAGCAUUAAAGGUCUCAGCCACUUACAGUAAUUUUUGUAAAUUCAAUUGUGUAACUGUCAUGUCCAAAUCUUAGUGUUUGCAGAUUCGUUAUAGAUUCUAGCAGGGGAGGUCAAAAGCCACUUUUAUAGAGAGACAUACUAUUUAUAUUUUUAUCUGUAAUGGUAAAUUUACUGAGUCUAAAC